AUGUGGUCCUGUCAGCAAAAGGUUCCCCCGGCUCUGUGCCGUGGCCUGUUUACCACCAGGUUCGCCCCGCGGCCACGACGAGCCUUCCACCUCACAAGCGCAGCUGGUCUGCCCCGAAAACGCGAUUUCUUCACCUCGAAUGUACUCCUCUCCUCCAACGGCGACGCCUCAGCCCACCGCGGGAGAAGCAACGAUGAGCCCCAAACAGUCGAGCCAGCGGCGGCAUCGAAACGCAAGCCUGUGCACCGAGCUGCCGGCGCGAAGAACUCGCUGCGCCGCGUCGCCAUCAUAGCCCAGCGACCAUCGCAGCGGCCCGCCGAUGACCCGGUCCUCGAGAUGCCUGACACGACAGAAUCGGCCAUGGUCACGUCGGCCGUCUGCGUCGCCGAAGCUUUCAACAUGACGAGCGUCCUCGACAUCCUGCGCGCCCACGGCUUCGCCAUUGACCCCGACAACGCCGGGUUCGAGGCGUCCGAGGUGGUGCAUGCGCGCGGGGUCAACGGCGGCGACAUCUUCGUGUUCCCGUCCGGGACGAUCGUGACGUGGUCGCUGCCGCCGGACGUCGUGACGAAGCAGCUGAUGCCGGCGGCCGAGGUGCCGCUGGCUCCGGCGCAGCGCGGGGUCGAAGGACCUCGAAUACACGACGGACGCGGGCCGCGAGGCAGCGGCAUGAAGGGCGACGUCGUGGUGCUGGGCACGCGGCUCGAGGCGCGCGAGGGCAACACGCUCGACACGACCAUGGCCAAGAUUGCCUUCUCGUCGGGCUCGCGCGCAGCACCAAAGCUCGCCGUGCUCGAGAGCGCGCUGACGGCCUACUUUGAGAGCACGCGCGACAUCCCCGCGUCGCUGUCGCGCGGCGCCGGCGUGCCCAUGGGCCGCAAGUUCAUCCUGCAGAAGACGGGCGAGCUGCUGAGCCUGCGGGCGCGGCUCAACCACUACUCGGAGCUGACGGAUUCGCUGCCCGACAUUUUCUGGGACAGCCGCGCCGAGCUGGGGCUCGAGGGGUACUACGAGCAGGUCGGCCGGGCGCUGGACGUCAAUGUGCGGAUCAGGACGCUGAACCAGAAGAUGGAUUAUGCGCAGGAGAUCUCGACGGUGCUGCGCGAGAUGUCGAGCGAGCAGCACAGCACGCGACUCGAAUGGAUCAUCAUCAUACUGAUCGCUGUCGAGGUCGUCUUUGAGGUGAGGCGCAUUGUCAUGGAGUACAUGCAAGACGAGGAGAAGGAGGCCGCAUAG
Verticillium alfalfae VaMs.102 is the source of this 1236-nucleotide messenger RNA. RefSeq names its product sporulation protein RMD1. The transcript has a single exon. Gene Ontology annotation, biological process: positive regulation of mitochondrial translation. The coding region runs from base 1 to 1236 and encodes 411 amino acids. NCBI's taxonomy places the organism in Eukaryota, Fungi, Ascomycota, Sordariomycetes, Glomerellales, Plectosphaerellaceae. The record is from RefSeq and is a predicted model, not a curated record.